Messenger RNA from Apis cerana (Asiatic honeybee), 1326 nucleotides. RefSeq names its product mitochondrial inner membrane protease ATP23 homolog. Gene Ontology annotation, biological process: mitochondrial proton-transporting ATP synthase complex assembly; mitochondrial protein processing. NCBI's taxonomy places the organism in Eukaryota, Metazoa, Arthropoda, Insecta, Hymenoptera, Apidae. Gene Ontology annotation, molecular function: metalloendopeptidase activity. The record is from RefSeq and is a predicted model, not a curated record.
UUUAAUAUUUUAUAAAUAUAUUAUAAAAUUUUUACAUUGAUGAUAUUAAAGUAAUUAAUAUUUUGAAUAGUAAAAUAGCUUUAAAAGUAGUAACAUAUUAGUAUAUGAUAUAAGUACACGUGCUACCCGGGAUCGUAUGACGUAAGAUUGCACCGUAACCUAUACUUUCUUUAUUUUUCUUGUAAUUAUUUCUUAAAAAUAGUAAUUUAAAUAAUAUAUCAAAAUAAUAAUGACUGUUGAAAGUACAGAAAAUAAAGAAAAAUCAAUAUCUGAAAAAAGUAAUAUUGAAGCUGAAUAUUCUGAUCUUUAUCCAGGACGAAAAGAAAUACGAUCUCGUACUUGGCUUGAUAAACUUUUCUUAAAAGAAAAAAGAGAACAAUUAGAAAGAACACAAUGUGAAAUUAAUGUGUACAAAUGUGUGCAAAAUAGUUCUCUGGUUAAACUAAUGUUAGGAGCAUUAAAGGGAUCUGGAUGUGAAGUUGAUCUUGGUCGUCACAUUGCAUGUGAAGUAUGUGAUGAAACAGUUACUGGUGGUUAUGAUCCAGAAACAAAUCAGAUUAUAGUUUGUCAAAAUACUGCUCGUACUAAAAAUUAUGUUCAAAGUACUUUAAGUCAUGAAAUGAUUCAUAUGUUUGAUUAUUGCCGUAAUAAAUUAGAUUUAAAUAAUUUAGAUCAUUUAGCUUGCACUGAAAUAAGGGCAGCUAAUCAAUGUCAUUGUAGUUUUCUUGGUGCAUGGUUUAGAGGAACUGCCUCACUUUUUAAUAUUAAAAAGGCACAUCAGAAUUGUGUUAUAGACAAGGCUGUUAGAUCCGUAGUUGCAAUAAAAAACAUAUCAAAGGAUGAAGCCACGGAAGCUGUAAUGCGAGUUUUCGAUAAAUGUUAUAAUGAUUUGGAGCCAGUUGGAAGACGACUUCGUAGAAAUUCAUUGGAUAUGGAAAAAGCAUAUUAUGAAGGGACAUAUUAUGGAUAUUCAGAUUAAAUAUAAAAAUUUUUUCUAAGUGUAGUAUUUUAUUUUAUUAUAUCUCAAAAGUACUCAUUCAAAGAUGAUGUGAUCAUUCUGACAUUAUUAUUGCAUUUUCUUAAUAUCUAACAUAAAAAAUAAUUUAAAAAUAAAAUGUAUUUUAAGAUAUAAUAAAAUAAGUUUAUUAAAUUACAAAAAUAAAAAUGAUAAAAAUAUAUAAAGAUUAAUAUUUGAAAAGUGAAUAGUUUUACAUGGAUAUAGGAGACGAGUGCAAGGUUUUUUUGAUCUAGAAUUUCUAUAAUCUAUAUAUAGUUUCUAUUAUAUGUAUAUUAAUUCAAGAAUAUAUCAAUCUAACAAAUAAACAA